AUAUGUGUGUGUGUGUGUGUGUGUGUGUGUGUGCUUAAUGUAUUAAUUAACACCUUAAACUCACAGGAACCAUCAACAAAUCUAGACUUCACCCUCAUAACUCAUACAUUUCCUAUUAGUGUCAAUUCAGUCACUGAAUAAUAUGCUUGAAGAUGGAUAACCACAUAAUAAGGAAGGAGUUUAGGGGGUAAAGCAAGCACACGUUAAUCACAUUUGGGUUUCUCCAAUUUUUUUUUCAGUCAUUUAUACAUCAUCACAGCUGGCUUCUGUCAGAACCUGCCUCACUCUACAUACAUUCUGUGUGUGUGUCUUUGAAGAAAAUCUGGUGUCAGACAUUUACUGCUCCUCAAUGACCCUCUCUACGUAUCUGGAUUUGAUCUGCUGUUUACACUGACUGUCCUCUCACCACGUCACAACCAUGUCGGACGAGGAACAAAGAGCAAACAGGAGCACAAAUGGGUUCAGACCAGGAGCAGACCUCUGGCUCCCGGGGCUUCUGGGUAACGUCUCGCCCAAUGAUUCUGCAAACUCCAGCGAGGUUGGUGAGGGCAUAAACGUGCCGAUGGAGUCACGUGCCCUCGGGACCGUGCAGAAGAACUGGCUGGCUCUGUUGAUCCUGCUGGCCAUUGUCGUCACGGUGACGGGCAACAUCCUGGUCAUCAUGGCUGUGAGUCUGGAAAGGAAGCUGCAGAAUGCCACAAACUACUUCCUGAUGUCGCUGGCUAUAACGGACAUGCUGCUAGGCCUGCUGGUCAUGCCCAUUGCCAUGGUGACCAUACUUUACAAUUAUACCUGGCCCUUCCCAUCUGCUCUAUGUCCUAUCUGGAUCUACCUGGACGUGCUGUUCUCCACAGCCUCCAUCAUGCACCUGUGUGCCAUCUCUCUGGACCGUUACGUCGCCAUCCGCAAUCCCAUCCAGCACAGCCGCACCAACUCCCGAGCCCGAGCCCGGGUUAAGAUCACAGCUGUGUGGACCAUCUCUGUGGGAAUCUCCAUGCCUGUCCCAGUUCUUGGCCUCCACGAUCGCUCCAAAGUCUUCAAAGAUGGCAGCUGUCAGCUGACAGAUGACAGUUUUGUCCUGAUCGGCUCUUUCGUAGCAUUUUUCAUUCCACUCCUCGUCAUGGUGGUGACGUAUUUCCUGACGAUCAGUGCUCUGCAAAGCCAGGCCACACUAUGUCUGGACCAGCUCAUAGCACGUCCCAAGUGGCUGUCCAUGCUGGAUCUUCUCCCUCGAGGCUCUCUUUCCUCUGAGCGCUUAUUCUCUCGGACCUCGCUUUGCCCUGACACUAUUGUCCCGUCUGCCAGGCCGUUCAUCCGCCGCACUGCACAGUCCAUCAGCAAUGAGCAGAAGGCCUCCAAAGUCCUUGGUGUGGUCUUUUUCCUGUUUGUAGUCAUGUGGUGUCCGUUCUUCAUUACAAACGUCAUGGCGGUGACGUGUGCCUCUUCAGCAUGCAACCCGUCGCUCAUGACCAGCCUGCUUAACGUAUUUGUAUGGGUGGGGUACCUGUCUUCUGCAGUCAACCCACUCAUCUACACACUCUUCAAUAAGACGUACCGCGCAGCAUUCACCCGCUACAUGUGCUGCCGAUAUCGUGAGCCAAGCAGGCCGCUCCAGGUCAUCCUGGUCAACACAAUCCCUCCUUUGGCUUUCCACUCCUCCAAAUUUCCACUUCAGGGAGACGACUCUUUAAGACAUUCGAAAGAGGACAGCGAAUUUGGGACAUCCUCCUACAUGAACCAGGUAGAAUCUCUGAACAAGCAUGGAGGAGAUGAGAUGGUGAGUCAUGUCUGA
Messenger RNA from Ictalurus furcatus (blue catfish), 1792 nucleotides. RefSeq names its product 5-hydroxytryptamine (serotonin) receptor 2A, genome duplicate b (gene htr2ab). Gene Ontology annotation, cellular component: dendrite; plasma membrane. NCBI's taxonomy places the organism in Eukaryota, Metazoa, Chordata, Actinopteri, Siluriformes, Ictaluridae. Gene Ontology annotation, biological process: G protein-coupled receptor signaling pathway, coupled to cyclic nucleotide second messenger; chemical synaptic transmission. The record is from RefSeq and is a predicted model, not a curated record. Bases 419 to 1792 code for a protein of 457 amino acids. Gene Ontology annotation, molecular function: G protein-coupled serotonin receptor activity; neurotransmitter receptor activity. The transcript is spliced from 3 exons.